CCAUUGUGCUUCGUGAAAAUUUGUGAGAUUGGGGAGGAUAGUCAACAUCAAUAUGUCGGAACAUGUUGACCCAUAUGUGAUACCUUCCAAGAAAAUAAACUGCCAAAGGGAUCUUGAGAAAUUUUUGAAGUCUUCUACUUUUCAGGAUAUUUGGAACUUUAUUCUUGCUUUAAACGAAGCUGUCCGAGACAAGAAAACCACCGCCGCUGUUCCUCAAUCUUCCGUAGUACAGUCCCUUGUGGAGCAGUUAAACCGGCUUUCAGACUGGAUAGAUGAUAUUCCUCCCAUAGAACAGCCCAUGCGUUUUGGUAAUGCUGCUUUCAGGACUUGGCACAAGCGUUUAGUGGAAAACAGUAGGAAUUUAUUGGAACAAGUCUUGCCACCGCAAUUGCAUCCAAGUAUUGUAGAGUUGGCACCCUAUUUAGAAGAUAGCUUUGGCAACUCUCAGAGAAUUGACUAUGGUAGUGGCCACGAGGCAACUUUUCUGGCUUUUAUGCUUUGUCUCAAGAAAAUUGGUGCUUCUUCGGAAUCCGAUGCAGCUGCUCUAGUAUUUCAAGUGUUUGGAACCUAUUUGAAAGUAACUCGCAAACUACAAACGGUAUACAAAUUGGAACCUGCAGGUAGCCAUGGUGUUUGGGGUUUAGACGAUUAUGCAUUUUUGCCGUUUUUGUGGGGCUCCUCGCAGUUGUAUUCACAUCCUGAGAUCACACCGCGUUCAGUAUUAAAUGAUCAAGUAGUGGAACUGUACAAAGAUGACUAUUUAUAUAUUGGAGCCAUUCACUUCAUUAAACAAGUGAAAAGCGGACCUUUUGCUGAACACUCACCAUAUCUGUAUGAUAUCAGUUGCAUAACGGGUGGCUGGCCUAAAGCCAAUCAAGGCCUGUUGAAAAUGUAUCAAGCGGAAGUAUGGAACAAGUUUCCUGUCAUUCAACAUUUUCUAUUUGGUUCCCUUUUGCCAUUUGAUUAGAGGGAGAGUUGCUUCUCAGUCUAAUCACUUUUUUGCAUAGUUUCAUGUAAUUUGCUUUCAACGAAAAUAGGAAGGUAGUAGUAUUGGGUGCAAUUGAGCAUAAUGACUAUAACCAUUUGAGUGCUUGCCAUUAAAGGAAUUUUCUUUCAUAGUUUGACAUUCCU
Messenger RNA from Galdieria sulphuraria, 1131 nucleotides. RefSeq names its product peptidylprolyl isomerase. Lineage: Eukaryota; Rhodophyta; Bangiophyceae; Galdieriales; Galdieriaceae. Gene Ontology annotation, cellular component: nucleus; cytoplasm; protein phosphatase type 2A complex. Gene Ontology annotation, molecular function: protein tyrosine phosphatase activator activity; peptidyl-prolyl cis-trans isomerase activity. Gene Ontology annotation, biological process: mitotic spindle organization. The transcript is spliced from 5 exons. Bases 53 to 967 code for a protein of 304 amino acids. The record is from RefSeq and is a predicted model, not a curated record.